AUGACGAACGGAGCUGCCGCAUGCGAAUCCACUGAUGCCAUUGAACCCUCCGCUACAAACGGUGCUACAACACAGGAUACCAUGACCAACGGAACAGAGACGAAGAGUAUGGAUACAACACAGAAAGUGGAUAAAGCUUCGGAUGAACAGGCCAAGGGAGAGGCUGCUGAAAAGAAAGACACCAACGGAAUCCUGACAAAUGGGGAGAAUAAAUCAGGCAAGACUGAAGACAAAACUGAGACCAAAGACAAAACGGACGAGGAGAACAAAGAGGAAGAGAAAAAGUAUGAGCCUCAUGGCUCUAUCUGUGAUGUUCACAAACUGUAUCAGACGAAGCCCGACGAGAGUGGCAACACAUCAUGGACCAAGGACUACCCAGAGAGCCUUGUAGCACCAGCUGAGGACGAGGAGUCUGCACAAUACGCAUUGAUUGUGCGAAAUGCCAAAUGCUAUGAUGGGCGCAAGAGUCUCUCGGUCCACUCAGUCAUUGUUCAGAGCGAGCCGUUAAAGAAGUUCCUGGGUAAAGUGCUGGAAGACUACCCUGGUGUCACAACCACGCUCGAACGGCUCGAGUUCUAUAGCCCCUUCAAGCCCAUAGUUCACCGAUGGGAGCAAUUUAUCCAACUCCGUGAAGAAGAGGAGGACCCAACAACGAAGGAGCACGUGGAUCUUCUAUACAAGGUUAUCGAGGAAGAACUUCGCGAUGUCAUUGCCCGCAAAAAGGACAUGAUUCGCAAUGGAGUUAUCACUCACACCCUGAUUUGGACAAUCUUCGAGCCUGGCAAUGAGAUUAUCGCCAUCUCCGGUGGCCGAACCCGCGCAUUUAAAUUUCAUGAUGAUGCGAUCGAUUGCCGUACAAAGGCAUGGAUCAUCACCGGCCAAUAUGUAGACUUUGACGGCGAGGACUUUGGAUACCGGGAGGAAGACUUCAAAAUUUUCCCCUUUGUCGGCACUGCUCCUAUUACAUCGCUGGCUGUAUCUCCGCUGAAGUACCAUACUGAUAAGGAUUCCAUUCGCGAAUCUUUGAUCACAAGGGGUAAACUUUGGGAAUCGUACAAGGGGUACAAGUACAAAGCCUACGAGGGUGUCGCGAAUGGGUUCUUCAACGACGAGAUCAUGAAGUAUCACGUCAACAGCCGAAUCAUCAUUGAUACUGAAGCUUUCAACGUCUUCCAUCCCACCGAGACUGUUCGUGUCUACGGAGAGAGUGAAUGUCCGCAAGAAUUGACCGAGCCAGAGUGGGUAAUCGCAAGCCCUAUGGUGCACGGGUACUCAAUCAAGGAUAAGGAGUGGCUGCAGUUCUACCUCGAUAAUUCGAAAGAUAUCGAGUGGAACACUCAUGCCUUUGACUCAUUAGUUCUACCUAAAGGCCAGGAGGAUUUCAAGGACCUCAUUUUGGCUUUUGCGAAAGCCCAGUCUAAGCACCUGGAUAACUUCGACGACAUUGUCCAGGGCAAAGGUCGUGGCAUAAUUAUGCAACUCAGUGGCCCUCCAGGAGUGGGAAAGACAUUAACUGCUGAGAGUGUCGCUGAAGUGAUGCAGGUGCCUCUUUAUGCCAUGAGCGCGGGUGACCUAGGAAUCAGCGCUGAGAAGGUGGAAAGAAGUCUCAAGGAUAUCCUGCGCAUGAUUCCCAAAUGGGGCGCUGUUCUGCUUCUGGACGAAGCUGACGUGUUUAUGGAGGCACGAACUGCAACUGAUCUGAUGAGAAAUGAGCUGGUUUCCAUCUUCCUACGGAUGUUGGAGUACUACGAGGGUAUCUUAUUCCUUACUACGAACCGAGCUGAGAACAUCGACCCGGCGUUUGAGUCUCGUAUCCACGUGGCGCUUGCCUAUCAAGACCUCGACACGACUUCCCGACGCCUCAUCUGGGCUCAAUUCAUCGAGAGGACAGACAACACCGAAGAGUUUACGAGUGCACAGCUUGAUAAGCUGGCUCAAGUGGACUUGAAUGGCCGGCAGAUUAAAAACAUGUUGAAGACGGCUGGUCUGCUUGCUUGGUCCCAGCAGUCCAAACUCGGAUUCCCGCAUGUUCAAGUUGUGUUGAAUCUGCGGAAAAACAAUGCCCACAAGCCCGCCUUCUACAUUUGA
Molecule: messenger RNA, 2088 nt
Organism: Penicillium longicatenatum
Lineage: Eukaryota; Fungi; Ascomycota; Eurotiomycetes; Eurotiales; Aspergillaceae
Product: ATP-binding protein
Exons: 3
Coding region: 1-2088 (695 amino acids)
Molecular function (GO): ATP hydrolysis activity; ATP binding
Source: RefSeq, a predicted model, not a curated record